Molecule: messenger RNA, 681 nt
Organism: Mangifera indica (mango)
Lineage: Eukaryota; Viridiplantae; Streptophyta; Magnoliopsida; Sapindales; Anacardiaceae
Exons: 1
Coding region: 1-681 (226 amino acids)
Source: RefSeq, a predicted model, not a curated record
AUGGACACAAGUUUAUUCUUAUACAACAAAGAAGGCAAGGUGAUUUAUGUGUUAGUAUAUGUUGAUGAUAUACUACUAACUGGAAAUGAUAGUGAUUUGGUAAAGUGUUUAGUUCAACACUUAAAUGAAAAGUUUGCUCUCAAAGUAUUGGGUUCAUUGCAUUAUUUUUUGGGAUUUGAAGUUAUAAGGUCUGUCACUGGUCUGCAUUUAAAUCAGACCAAAUAUGCUCAAGAUCUAUUGACAAGAGCCAAAAUGGUUGAUGCUAAACCUUGUACAACCUCAUUUGCAACUAGUUCUAGACUGACUUUAGAUGACAGCCCUGCCUUUGAUGAUCCCUCUUUAUAUAGAAGUAUAGUAGGUGCCCUGCAGUAUCUGACUUUGUCUAGACCUGACAUUGCUUUUUCAGUUAACAAACUUAGUCAGUUCUUGCAAAAACCCACACUUACUCACUGGCAAGCCUGCAAGAGUGUACUUAAGUACAUAAAAGGGACCAUGAGUUUUGGUUUGCAAUUCAUUUCAAGAAGCAUGCUACAGUUGAAUUGUUUUUCUGAUGCUGACUGGGCAAGCAGUCUCCAUGAUAGGAGAUCAACCACUGGAUAUUGUCUCUUCCUUGGUCCAAAUCUUAUUCAAUGGAGUUCUAAAAAGCAAAAUGUCGUGGCACUAUCCUCCACUGAGGCUUAG